This is a messenger RNA of Acyrthosiphon pisum (pea aphid), 1412 nucleotides long. RefSeq names its product synaptonemal complex protein 1-like. Lineage: Eukaryota; Metazoa; Arthropoda; Insecta; Hemiptera; Aphididae. The record is from RefSeq and is a predicted model, not a curated record. The transcript is spliced from 5 exons. The coding region runs from base 384 to 1358 and encodes 324 amino acids.
CAAAAAAAACAAGAAAAUAUUAUUAAAAAACUGAAAGUUGAGUUAAAUCAAUUAAUUGAAACAAAUGAGCAGAAUAUAGUCAAUUUAGAAUCAUAUUAUAAUAAAGAAUUAGUAUACAAAUACAAACAAUUUUCAAUUCUUGAAAACGAGGGAUUUAUAUUAACUUCUGGAUUAAAAAAGUAUUUUUUUUUAUGAUUUAUUACACUAUAAUAUUAUAAUUUAUAAUUUACUACGGUUGAAUUAGAAAUUUAGAAGCUCAGCGAGAUAUUUUAGAUCAAGAGUUACAGGAGGCAAAAAGUAACUACGAUAAGCAACUUAGAGAAAAAAUUGAAGACAUAUUACUUUCGAAGGAAAAACUGAUUAAUGAAAAAAAUAUCACUAAAAUGUUGGUGGGUGAUACUGAGAACAAUGUAGAUGAAAAUGUUGUCAGUAUAAAAAAAAAAUUCUCCGAAAAGCUGGAUAGUAUGAAUGAAUUAUAUUCAAAAAUUAUGAGUACCUUAGCAGUGGACAAGAUUAAAUAUAACUUGUAUACUAUAAGUAUCCAGGAACUAAGGCAGUCAGUAGCUCUCCUUGAAAAUGAUAUGGAAGAAUUAAAACUGGCGGAAGCUAAAAAAAAGAAUAGAAUUUUUGUUUUGACCAGAUUACUGAAACAAUCCAAGGACAUUAUACCGCAAAAAGAUUCCCAAAUUGUAGAUGUUAAGCAACAAAUGUCACAAUUUGUAAAAGAUUUAAAUAUGCUUAAAGAAGAUAUAAUUGAAUUAGAAGAAACCACCGAACCAUUAGAGUUAGAAAUACAAAAUAUAAAAAAUUCGAAUGAUCAAAUAGACAUUAAACUCGAAGUUGAUAUUAAUGAAUUGAAGCGUUUAGAUAUAUUUUAUGAUGAAUUAAUAAAAAGAAAAAAUGACACCAAAAAUGAACUAAGUAAAAAAAGACAAAGCUUAGAAGAAUUGAAAAAUAAAAUCAAACAAAUGGAAAUUGACAUACGUAUGGCUUCUCAGUAUUACCAUAAUGAAUUUGAAAACAAAAGAUUAUUAUCUGUUUUUUUCAAUAAAUACAUAGGAAAAACUGAGAUGCUUGAGAUCAAAGAAAAAGAAAUGAAUGCGAGAGAAGAAUUUUUAAAGCAGGAUAAUUUUUUGAAACAUCGUAUUGGUAAUCUAAAAGAUGCGUUAAAUGCAUUUGGCAAGAAAAACGAAUUUUAUUAUUCUACAAUGGAAGAAAACAUGAAUCUUAUUAACGAAAUUAAUAUUCUACGGAAGGAGGCUAAUUUCUAUUUAAACAAGUACAGCAAUUUCAAAUAUUUAUCGAAGAUAAAACGUGUGGACGAGUUAACAAGAAAAAGAAACAAACAAAUUGAAUAAGUGUAAGUAAAUUAUAUUAUGUUUUGAAUGUAUUUCGUCAAUUAAGAAAACGAA